Molecule: messenger RNA, 814 nt
Organism: Drosophila novamexicana
Lineage: Eukaryota; Metazoa; Arthropoda; Insecta; Diptera; Drosophilidae
Gene: PQBP1
Exons: 2
Coding region: 78-755 (225 amino acids)
Molecular function (GO): protein binding
Source: RefSeq, a predicted model, not a curated record
UCUAAUCUUACUAUAUUAUUUGAAAUAUGGUAUUAUAUUAUUAAAGAAUAAGAAACAUCAUCAACACUGUAAUAGAAAUGAGUUUACCACCAAUGUUAUUGCAAAGACUAGCGUCACGAGGACUGCUUAAUAUAAAAAAUGAUCAAAAACCGAAUGCCGAAGCAAUAGAAGAAAUUAUUGCAGAAAAUUAUGAUGAAGACGACAAGAAUGAUAAUGAGCAUAACACUACUAAUUCGAAAUAUACUGUAAUUAAUGAGAAUUUUUGGCCAGACAGGAUAAAGGAACGUAUAGGAGUCACAGAAUCACACCAUGGAUUUAAGUUUUGUCCCAACACAUAUAAUAUAUGGCACACCUGCACAUUAUACUGUGUCAACAGAUGGGCAAAUGGUCGGCCAAAGCCAAAAGAAAAUUAUCUUCGUCGUUAUAAAAGAUUAAUUCGGAAAUAUCCAAUUUCUGCCGAUUGGAAAGAUGUUUAUGAUAAUGGAUGUGGGUCUUACUACUUUUAUAACUCAGCGUCUCGAAAAGUUUCUUGGCUACCUCCAACGCAUCCUAAUGCACGUGUUUCAAGCAGCGCAGCCAUAUUUAGAAAACAACUAGCUUAUUCCAAUGAUGAAUACAAUUUUGACACAAAAAAUUUUACAUCGCAUAAAUAUUAUGAAACUGAGAUUAGCACCCCGGUUUCGUCUUUAUAUCCAUCUAAAAAGCCAAAAACACGAGAUUUGGAACUUAACGUUUUACGAAAACAUCGGAUUUAAAGCAAUUAAUCUAGGAAUGUAAAAAUUGUACCACCAAUUCUUAAGGUCAAAUAAAAAGU